AUGAAGGUCGUUGUUGCUCUAGCCAUGGUGGGUGUGGUGGUGGGUGUCCCGCCCCACUAUGGUUACUCCCCCGCCCCGACCUACACCCCCACUCCAACCUACACCCCAACUCCAUCCUACCACCCAGCUCCAUCCUACCACCCAACUCCAUCCUACCACCCGGCUCCGUCCUACAGGCCAGCUACAACCUACGUCCCAGCUCCGUCUUAUGAUUCACCUGCCCAGUACGACUUCAACUACGCCGUGAAGGACGACGCCUCAGGUAAUGACUUUGGUCAUCAGGAGACCCGUAAUGGCUACGACACCCAGGGGUCGUACUACGUGCAGCUUCCCGACGGUCGUGUGCAGCAGGUCACCUACACAGUCAAUGGUGACUCUGGCUACGUGGCCGAGGUCACCUACCAGGGAGAGGCCAAGUACCCUCACUACCAACCAUCCUACCAGCCUGCUCCAUCCUACAAGCCAGCUCCAUCCUACAAGCCAGUUCCAUCCUACAAGCCAGCUCCAUCCUACAAGCCAGCUCCAUCUUACAAGCCAGCUUCAUCCUACAAUCCUGCCCCAUUCUAUAGACCUACACCAUCCUACACUCCUGUUCCAUCCUACAAUCCUGCUCCAACAUACACUCAGAUCUCUCCCUACGGACUCUCAGCAACAUACAUAUCCUAACCUGUAUAUAGCUAUUGCCACCUUGUAUUAAAA
Messenger RNA from Procambarus clarkii (red swamp crayfish), 699 nucleotides. Its product is annotated as cuticle protein 7-like. Gene Ontology annotation, cellular component: extracellular matrix. NCBI's taxonomy places the organism in Eukaryota, Metazoa, Arthropoda, Malacostraca, Decapoda, Cambaridae. The record is from RefSeq and is a predicted model, not a curated record.